GCUCUACGCGCACGAAGCCUCAACUCAAUUGAGCACUUCAUACAGACUUUGAACCUCUCCUAAACCUCAUUGCCACACUCAUCAUGUCUUCCAAUGACCGGAACUCUCCCCCGCUCGCCUCGCCGGACCCUCGCCGACGUGCUUCAGUGACCAGCCAGACGUUCCAGGACCUGUUCGGCCGGUCAAGCGGCUAUGUAGGCCAGCAAUCCGGAGGACAGGCUGCCACGGGCCCUAUCACCACAGCUGCUGCCAACGCCCAGAGACGGCGGCUUUCGCUCACCACUAUCGGCCUGGGUGCCUCGCCUGGCCAAACGUCGCCCUUCCUCCAGACCCCGCGAACCCGAACCGAGAGCAUCUCCAGUGCCAACUCUGGCUCGGUCGACGAGAGCCCCUUCGAGGAUGACUACGCCCCUUCCACAUCUGCUAGCAGCAGCAAUCCAGCCACACCCUUUGCUCGACGGCUGAGCUUUGGAGCUCGUGCAAUGCGGGAUGUUAGGCAGAGCAACGGAGGCGUUGGGAACCCAAAUGGUAGACCACCCAUCCAUAAAGCUUCCUCUCCCCCGACUGGUCGAGGUCGAGGUCUGUCUUCAUUGUCACAGUCAUUGCCCUCUUCCGCUACCCUGCUUCGUCCCUUUACCCAUGCACACUCGCGGCGAUCUACUUCCAUUUCACACAUCUGGCCCUCCACCAUUGCAGAGCAGUCCGAGAACAUACUUGGAAACUACUCGCUAACGCCGUCUUCAACAGGCGAAGGUUACAAUUUCGCUGAGAACCUCCGAUCGCGAGCCGAGCGAGGCUCCAUCUCCGGCCCCCCUCCCAUGCUGAGCCCUUCCGGUCCAACGCACCAGCGUGCUAAGAGCGUCACAAUCAUGGAGCCACCCGUUCGUGAGAUGCCCAAGCCUAGGGUGCCUGAUGCCAUGCAGGAGCGGAUCCUCAAGGGCGAUUUCUACAUGGAUUAGCUUCUUUACAUGACUUGACAUUUCAAUCUCCAGACAUCUACGUCAUAGAUGAGACGUCAGACCCCUUCACAAUCGUGUAUCAGUACUCUACCGCCUACGAAACGGAACCUUUCAUACUCCAGAACAACCUUUUACCAGGCUAUCGUAUCGCUCAUGGCCAUGGGCGAUCGAAGGAUUACAAAGACAGCCUUUGUGAGAUCCAGGCAUGUAACGGCGAUUACUGCACCUGGCACUAUCAUAACUCGGAAAGCAUCGUCAUGUGCAACUGUCACUACUGGAAGCAUGCACUACAAUCGUUUUACCAACGUCCUUUUCUGCCGACUUGGGCAGAUUGCAUUCCACGACGUGGACUUUACGGCGUUUUCACCUGAAUAUCUCGAACUCACAUUUCAUGUUCAAUCAGUU
Messenger RNA from Alternaria rosae, 1364 nucleotides. RefSeq lists its product as uncharacterized. The coding region runs from base 84 to 959 and encodes 291 amino acids. The record is from RefSeq and is a predicted model, not a curated record. NCBI's taxonomy places the organism in Eukaryota, Fungi, Ascomycota, Dothideomycetes, Pleosporales, Pleosporaceae. The transcript has 2 exons.